Molecule: messenger RNA, 1885 nt
Organism: Cydia pomonella (codling moth)
Lineage: Eukaryota; Metazoa; Arthropoda; Insecta; Lepidoptera; Tortricidae
Product: protein DR_1172-like
Exons: 4
Coding region: 694-1665 (323 amino acids)
Source: RefSeq, a predicted model, not a curated record
AUGAAAAUCAACCUGUCGAACAAGCUGGCUUCAGAAAGAAUUAUAGCACAAUUGACCACAUCCAUACUAUUAAGCAAAUUUUGGAAAAAUAUAAUGAAUACCAAAAACCUUUAUACAUUGCCUUUAUUGACUACUCUAAAGCCUUCGGCAGCUUGAAUCAUAAUUAUAUCUGGUAUAGCUUAAGACAUCAAGGAGUAGAAGAACCCUACAUCAAUUUUAUCAAAAACAUCUAUGGCAAGAGGACAGGCCGAAUAAAACUGGAAUCUAAGGUGACUCUUUUCCUAUAAAUAGAGGUGUGAGGCAAGGAGAUCCCUUGUCUCCUAAACUGUUUAAUGCAGUUUGUUUAGUGUAAAUUGUUUUGUAUUGUUUUUACAUUUUUUUGGUUAAAUUUAUGCAUAAAGUGUAAGAUCUGUAGAACUAAUUUUCAUUUUUGUUUUAUUUAUCUAAAAAAAGUUACUUUUGACAUUAUAGCUGUUUUAUAAUUGAUAACAUUAUACUUGUAAGAUAGCCGAGAACCUUUUGAUUUUAAGCCAAAAAGUAUUUUUAUUUUUAUGCCACCCUACGUGCUUUAUUUUAUAAUGUCUCAAUUAUAUAGGUAUGUAGAAUAUUAGAUAUAAUAAUUUUGGAUUUGUAAUUUCAUAUAAUCGUGUCCCACAGAUAUUAAAUGAAUCUGAGGCUCCAACGAUAGCAAAAAUGCUUAGACCAUGUCGGUUUAUGACCUUCACGGUUUUUAUGUCACCUUUUAUUAUAAAGAGCAAAAUAAUAUUUCAGAACGUCCACCGCAGUGGUGUGGAUUGGUACAGCCACAUCAGACCAGAGGAGCAGGCGUACUGGUACCAGGAUUAUAAAUUAAGAAGAAUUUAUGGUGCGUACCUGUAUCCAAGAAGAAAUUUGAGUUCGAUAGUAAAACAAGUGGUAACAAAAGGGGUAGCGGCAGCGACAAAGAUAACAAAAGUAGCAGCUAAAUCCGUAGUGAACGGGGCAAAAUUCGUAGGGAUAAAUGUAAAAAACGCAGGAAAUAAGGUAAAAGAGGUAGGACAAAAGGCAGUGAAAAAGAUAAUAGGGGUAGGGAAAGAGACAGGGAAAAAUAUAAAAGAGGCAGGGAAAAAGAUUCAAGAAGCAGGGAAACAGGCAGGGAAAAACAUAAAAGAGACAGGGAAAAUGGCAGGAAAAAAGAUAAUACAGACAGGGAAACAAGCAGGGAAAAAGAUAACAAAUGCAGCAAAGAAGGUGAAAAAUGAAGUGCAAAAAACUGUAAAAAACAUAAAAGAGGGUACUGUGAAAGGGACAAAAAAUGUUAUAGAGACGCUGAAACCGGCAGUUGUAAAGGGGGCACAAGAAGCAGUGAAAGAGGUAGUAAAAAAAGCGACAAAGAAAGCAGCACAGAAAGCGAUAGACGCAGGCAUAGAAGCAGCCAAAAAUGUCGUCCAGAUUAUAGUUCCGGAAUAUAAUCCAAGUUCACAGGCGAAGAAGUUAGACUUAGAGGAGAGAGUGAUUGAUCUGGCGGGAAAUUAUAUUAUAUCAGAUUUAGGCCUAAAUCCAGAAGAGCAAACCGUAAAUUCAGACGAGCAAAGCGAAAGUUCAGAAGAACAAAGCGAAAGUUCCGAAGAGCAAAGCGAAAAUUCAGAAGAAGAAAGCGAAUAUUCAGAAGAGCAAAUGUACUGAGCGGCUGAAUGCGGACUACCUCGUAAAAGUGUUUGUUAUAUUUAGAAUUAAUUGAGGCAUUUGGGCACUUAACGAGUUCUAUAAGUAAUUUUUUAAUAGGAAUUUUGAUGUAACUUGAGUUCUGAUAAUACUAGAAAAUCUGAAUAGAUUGAGAGUCGUCUACUCUCUCUACGCCUCUCUACGCCUAAAAAAGUUUGAUUCAUAAUAAAUAUUUAAUGAA